Messenger RNA from Oryza brachyantha (malo sina), 1997 nucleotides. RefSeq names its product phosphoinositide phospholipase C 2-like. The coding region runs from base 66 to 1802 and encodes 578 amino acids. The record is from RefSeq and is a predicted model, not a curated record. The transcript has 8 exons. Gene Ontology annotation, molecular function: phosphatidylinositol-4,5-bisphosphate phospholipase C activity. Lineage: Eukaryota; Viridiplantae; Streptophyta; Magnoliopsida; Poales; Poaceae. Gene Ontology annotation, biological process: lipid metabolic process; phosphatidylinositol-mediated signaling.
GUCACGGGAUCAGGUAGAAGAGCUAGAGUUAGUAGUCAGUAGCGCCGCCGGCGAGCGAUCGAGCGAUGACGACGUACAGGGUGUGCUGCUUCCUCCGGCGGUUCGGGGCGGCGUCGAGCGAGCCGUCGGAGGAGCUCGGGGACGUGUUCCAGGCGUACGCCGGCGGCGGCGGCGCGAUGGGGGAGGAGGCGCUGAGGCGGUUCCUCAGGGAGGUGCAGGGGGAGGCCGCCGGCGAGGAGCUGGAGGCGACGGCGAGGGAGGUGAUGGCCUUCGCGGCGGAGCAGCGGCUUCUCAGGAAGGGCGGCGCCGGCGGCGGGCUCACCGUGGAGGGCUUCCACCGCUGGCUCUGCAGCGACGCCAACGACGCGCUCGAUCCUCGCAGACGGGUAAACCAGGAGAUGGGGAUGCCGCUGUCGCACUACUUCAUCUACACAGGGCACAACUCGUACCUGACGGGGAACCAGCUGAGCAGCGGGUGCAGCGAGGUGCCCAUCGUGAAGGCCCUCCACGAUGGCGUCCGCGUCAUCGAGCUCGACCUCUGGCCCAACGCCGCCAACGACGCCGUCCACGUUCUCCACGGCAGGACACUGACGUCGCCGGUGGACGUGAUGAGAUGCCUGGAGGCCAUCAAGGAGCACGCGUUCAUGGCCUCUCCCUACCCCGUCAUCCUCACCUUGGAAGACCACCUCACUCCCGACCUCCAAUCCAAAGUCGCCAAGAUGAUCAAGGAGACGUUCGGCGACAUGCUCUACACCUGCGAGACCGAGAGCAUGGCGGAGUUCCCUUCGCCCGACGACCUCAAGGGCAAGAUCAUCGUGUCGACCAAGCCGCCCAAGGAGUACCUCCAGACCAAGAACGCCGCCGCUGUCGCCGACGACGAGAGCGUCUGGGGGGAGGAGAUCACCGACGACAGGGCCUCCGCCAAGCCGGCGGCGGAGGAAGCGGUCGACGAGGAGCAGGAGGCAGAGACGGACAAGAAGACGCAACAAGGGGUGGACAACGAGUACCGGCGGCUCAUCGCCAUCCCUCUCACGAGGAGGAAGCACGACAUGGAGAAGGACCUCAGGGUGGAUCCCGACAGGGUGGCGCGGCUCAGCCUGGGGGAGAAGGCCUACGAGAAGGCCAUUGUCACCCAUGGAGCUCACAUUAUCAGGUUUACGCAGAGGAACUUGCUGAGGAUAUUCCCUCGGUCGACGCGCAUCACGUCUUCUAACUACAAUCCUUUGAUGGGUUGGAGGUAUGGAGUUCAGAUGGUUGCUGCAAACAUGCAGGGACAUGGAAGAAAACUAUGGCUGACUCAAGGGAUGUUCCGCGCAAACGGGGGUUGCGGCUACGUGAAAAAGCCGGAUAUUCUGAUGAACAACGAUGCAGACAAACUGUUUGAUCCUACAUCCAAACUACCAGUGAAGACCAGGCUGAAGGUGACAGUAUACAUGGGAGACGGAUGGCGAUUCGACUUCCGCAAGACGCAUUUUGACAGAUUCUCACCCCCGGAUUUCUAUGCAAGGGUUGGGAUAGCGGGAGUAGAAGCAGACACGAGGAUGGAGCAGACGAAGGUGAAGAUGGACACGUGGGUUCCGGCAUGGGACCACGAGAUGGAGUUCCCGCUGAGCGUGCCGGAGCUGGCGCUGCUCCGGGUGGAGGUGCACGAGUCCGACAACCACCAGAAGGACGACUUCGCCGGCCAGACCUGCCUGCCGGUCUGGGAGCUCCGGCCAGGGAUUCGCUCCGUCCGGCUCUGCAACCACAACGGCGAGCCCCUCCGCUCCGUCAAGCUCCUCAUGCGCUUCGACUUCACCUAACACACCCCUCCUCCUCCUCCUCUUCUUCGUCGUCGUCAUCAUCGUCGGCCGGCGUGUACACAAAGUUCAGAACUUUUCUUUUUUUGGUGUUCGACGUGUGCAUGGUUUUGUCUGAAACUGAAGGUGUGAAUUGUAGAUUUGUAUGUACUCCCUCCAUAUUUUUAUGUAUGAUAUCGUUGACUUUUAGGAUUACGU